This is a messenger RNA of Equus caballus (horse), 7340 nucleotides long. The record is from RefSeq and is a predicted model, not a curated record. NCBI's taxonomy places the organism in Eukaryota, Metazoa, Chordata, Mammalia, Perissodactyla, Equidae.
UCUUUGUAUUUUAAAAAACUUGCUAGUUUUGUAAUUUUGGUAAAUUAAAAAGACAAAGUCUAUAUUUACAUGCUAAGUAUCACCUGGUUCACUCCACAAAUAUUUACUGAAUGUCUCUAAGCAGCUGGCACUGUGGGUAGCAGUGAUCUUGACAGACAGAGUCCUUCUCUGAAGGUCUUUGGGGUGAGUUCUGAGAGGAGGGCAGCAGCUGUUUAUCACACAGAGUCUUGUGUGUCGUAGUAAAGAGUUUGGGCUUAAGCUGGAAUCCAAUAGGAAACUGCUAGGGAGUUUUAAACUCGGCUGGUGAUGUGAUCUGGUGAUGUGAGUAUCAGUGUCGGUGACAUCUUGAAAAAGUAGAGAAGGAGGAGUUACUUUUAAAUGCAAGAGGGAGAACACUUAUGCCAAAAUAUUUAAUACCAUCUCUUUUUUAUAAAAGAUAUAGAAGUCUUGAGGCAGGCAAGAUUACUCUGCCUGUCCGAAACCAUACAUCUGAAAACAUCUCACCAAGUAGCAUCACACUGAGAAGAAACACCACCACAAAUGACUGAAAUUCUUACUUUUUAUUAAAAUGAGUUAAAGCCCUGUGAAUUACAUUCCAACAAAGGAAUUUAUGAACAUACUCAUAGCAUAAACCUACUGUAACGUUUCUAUCUGGGUUCCACAAAAUGCAUUCGUCAAAUGCAGCUUGCUAUUUAGGGUGAGUAUAAUCAGUUUACAAGAAGGUGAAUGAAGGAGGCCUGGAGAGGAGGAAUAUAGUGCACAGCUUGAAACUUUAAAUGUCUGUACCCUGUUCUUCCUUCAGACAAGAUGGGAUGGUCAGAAUAUCCCUGUCACUUUCAUGGAUAAAGCAAAGCCUUUGUGCUAGAAGAGUUUGGGAAAAGACUUCUAGGGAAUUUUGCAGUUUCUAACUAAGUAUCAAUACAUCCAGAAAGAGAAUGAGAAAAAGAACAACAGCCAUUGGUGGAGUAUUUGAUCUAUCUUAGCCCAAAGCAAAGCUAUUAUAUUUUCAAAAGAGAAGAGAGAUUAGCUUCUAAGUUGCUAUAUUCAAGAACUAUUCCAGUUUCAGGCAAGAUUUAUUUUGCUUAAUGUAUCUCCUUUUAUAGAAGCCAGACCUUUCCCUUCACUGGCCCCUGAAAACCUUAGGUUAUGGCCGCAAUUUAUAUGAUAAAAGAGCUGUAAAUGCAAAAUUUAGGGAGAGUGAUUUUUUUUUAAUGCAUAAAGCUUUGAAAAAUACAACAUAGAUUAUAGGUGGAAGCUGAAUUAAAGUUUUUAAAAGAAUAAAGACCUACUAAGUCAUCUGUUCGCUGCCCAGAGCAAAUUGUACUGUUUCCCAAGCCUGGAAGCCUUAUCAGAUUUAUCGUGUGGCUAUAUAUACUGCUUCUUAUUUUUACUUGGUUGUGCUUUUUUAAAGCAUUACAAUUCAUCACUGUGAAAAUUAUUACUUUAUACUUUUUCAACCCUUCAUAGAGUCAGUCUCUAAAGUAAGAAAGUGCUGCUUUCACUUGGAAAAAGUAUCUUACCUUUAGGAUGAAUUUUUUUUUUCUUCAAUUCCUGUUGAUGUCUUUAUGAACUUCUGCAGUUCCAACAUUGACCACCAGGUGCAGCAGAGAGAAUGCUUCCUUUGUCCUUUGUUAGUUCCCAUAACAGAAGUCUAGGAGUAGGAUGGGCAUCAGGACUGAUUUGAACUGGUAAUGUCUUAGUGAUGUCCUUACUUGACUUCUUUUUGUGUUUCUAUUUUCCUACAUUCAUCAUCAUGCUAAGGUGGACUGUCUUUUUUGAUACAAUAUGGCUGCUAGCAACCCCUAGGGUUAUGUCUACAGAGAGAGCAUCUUCUUCCCUACCAAUGAACAACUUUGGCAGUUUAUCUGUCCCUCACUAUCUGCCUGACCAAUCACUGGGCAAUGAGGAGGGGCCGUGUUGAUAGGCUUAGGACAGGCAGGGCUCCCUACUGGAGCUAGGGAUGAACUCAACUCUCACCCAACCAUGAGAGAGCUAUACAAUGUCAGGGAAUGAAAUAGAUUCAGGGGUGUGGCAAUCACUGCACUCGGUAUACUGUUUUAGCUGCUCCUUCCUUCAUGUUAUCAUUUAGAAGGAUUUUGGCUGUCUGUGAAAUACCGUGUUGCUGCCAUUCCUACUUUCUCAAUUGCUCUGUGCUGAGAGAUGCCUGUUGGCAAGGAUGAUCACCAAGGAUGAAAUAGAAUUGUUGCCUCUCACUGUCAUUCCAAGGAAAGCUUUUCCCAACCCAGGGAAAGUGGGAGAGAUGUAGGAGGAGAACAAUAAUACUCUUAGGGAGCAUGGCAAGUAAUAAAAUUGGGGCUCUCAUUUGGGGACUAAGAAGAUCAAACUGGACAGGCAAGGUUGGAAGUCACACACCCAAAGAGAAGACACAGCAAUGAGAUAAUCCAGCUGUGAUGUGGUGAUUUAAAUAUGUGUCUCUAUGUGUAUGCAUAUGUGUUUAUAUAUGUAUAUAUGUGUGUGUGUAGAUAGAUAGAUAGAUAGAAGCAAGGAAAUUCUAUAUCGAUAUAAAAUUUCAAUUCAGUAGAGGAAGGAAGAAGUUGGCUGACAACUCUGUCUCUUCUAUUUGACUUUUAACUUUUAGGUCUUUUUAGAUCUUGGUUUGUGGUUGUAAAAUGGUUUGUAGUUUUGCUGGAAAGUUGAUAAUUUUUUGAGUCCAGCGAAGUAAAGAAAGUGGGAGUGGAAAGCUGUAGGGAUCUUGAAGAUGACCUCCUCCAAAGUCCCUCUCCCCCAGCCAGAGGUGCCAGGGAGUAGCUCCCUCAGGGCCUCACAGCUAGUCAGGGAGUAGUUGUGGAUCCAAGCUGUGAAUUCCAGUUUCUCUAUUUAAGUGCUCUCUUAACAAUAUUUGGUACCUAUGUCUUAUCUGUAGUAGGAAAACCUGUCUGCAAUAAUCCUCUUUACCAAGCAGGGCUGUUUGGAUCUUUUUUAGUUCCUUUAAACAGAAUUUUAACAAUAGAAUUUUGCCUAUGACUCCUUAACAAAUGGGCAAUUUGGGAUAGGAAACAUAAUAAGAUCCUAAGAUUGUUUUGUAAUAAAUAAGAUUAAGAUCUGAAAUACAUAGUCCUUUUUUUCUCUUUCACUGUUGGUAGAUUUACUGCUCAUCUGUGAAAGGAGGAGAAUCAGUUCCUUUAAAAAAUUUAUUAUUCAGAAUUUCUACUAACUUAAAUUGAUCAUCACUGAUAAUGAAGUUAUUAAUCGUGCAUGGCCUCUCACUGCUGCUGGACGUGACUGAAUGCUUUACAAGCCAGAGCUCAUUUAUUCUCGUAGCAACCUCUCCCAAACCCUGGAAGGCAAAGGCAGCUCAAGCAUCUCAUCCGACGUGAGUUCAAGUACAGAUCACACACCAACCCAAGCCCAGAAAAAUGUGGCUACCAGUGAAGACUCCGACCUGAGCAUGCGCACACUGAGCACGCCCAGCCCAGCCUUGAUAUGUCCACCGAACCUGCCCGGAUUUCAGAAUGGAAAGGGCUCGUCCACCUCCUCCUCCUCCAUCACCGGGGAGACAGUGGCCAUGGUCCACUCCCCGCCCCCGACCCGCCUCACCCACCCGCUCAUCCGGCUCGCCUCCAGACCCCAGAAAGAGCAGGCCAGCAUAGAGCGGCUCCCGGACCACUCCAUGGUCCAGAUCUUCUCCUUCCUGCCCACCAACCAACUGUGCCGCUGCGCCCGUGUGUGCCGCCGCUGGUACAACCUGGCCUGGGACCCGCGGCUCUGGAGGACUAUCCGCCUGACGGGCGAGACCAUCAACGUGGACCGCGCCCUCAAGGUGCUGACCCGCAGACUCUGUCAGGACACACCCAACGUCUGUCUCAUGCUGGAAACCGUAACUGUCAGUGGCUGCAGGCGGCUCACGGACCGAGGGCUUUACACCAUUGCCCAGUGCUGCCCGGAACUGAGGCGACUGGAAGUCUCGGGCUGUUACAAUAUCUCCAACGAGGCCGUCUUCGACGUGGUGUCCCUGUGCCCCAACCUGGAGCAUUUGGAUGUGUCAGGGUGCUCCAAAGUGACCUGCAUCAGCUUGACCCGGGAGGCCUCCAUUAAACUGUCCCCCUUGCAUGGCAAACAGAUUUCCAUCCGCUACCUGGACAUGACGGACUGCUUCGUGCUGGAGGACGAGGGCCUGCACACCAUCGCGGCGCACUGCACGCAGCUGACCCACCUGUACCUGCGCCGCUGCGUCCGCCUCACCGACGAGGGCCUCCGCUACCUGAUGAUCUACUGCACCUCCAUCAAGGAGCUGAGCGUCAGCGACUGCCGCUUCGUCAGCGACUUCGGCCUGCGAGAGAUCGCCAAACUGGAGUCCCGCCUGCGGUACCUCAGCAUCGCCCACUGCGGCCGGGUCACCGACGUGGGCAUCCGCUAUGUCGCCAAGUACUGCAGCAAGCUGCGCUACCUCAACGCGAGGGGCUGCGAGGGCAUCACGGACCAUGGCGUGGAGUACCUCGCCAAGAACUGCACGAAACUCAAGUCUCUGGACAUCGGCAAAUGCCCUUUGGUCUCCGACACGGGCCUGGAGUGCCUGGCCCUGAACUGCUUCAAUCUCAAGCGGCUCAGCCUCAAGUCCUGCGAGAGCAUCACCGGCCAAGGCUUGCAGAUCGUGGCGGCCAACUGCUUCGACCUCCAGAUGCUGAAUGUCCAGGACUGCGAGGUGUCCGUGGAGGCCCUGCGGUUUGUGAAACGCCACUGCAAGCGCUGUGUCAUCGAGCACACCAACCCUGCCUUCUUCUGAAGGGACAGCUUCCAGCCGGCACUGUUUUCAUACAAACACGAACCAAACGAAAUGUUUUUUAAAAGCAGCAUAUGUAAGCACCGACACCCACUCAUAACAGCUAUUUCUUCCAGCAAGGUUCUUAGGAAUCUGGCUUUUAUUUUUCCUAGUUUCUCAUGGGCAACAGAGGUCAAGGAAAGGAAAGUGGGGACAAAUUUCUACUAUAGUAAACGGUUUGGGGGGGUCAGGUCAUUUGUAGGCAGUUCCUCUUCUCACAAAAGAUGUACCUCAGAAAGCUGAUGGCAGUGUCUUCAGAAACACCUCUUUCUCCCUCUGUCUCUCUCCUCCUGGCACAUCCCCAGGGGUCUACACCCCCAUCUCUCCUACUCCACCCAUCCCCCCAACAGCAACAGCAGUAAAUCAGAACAAUAAUGCUCUCCAGGCCUCCUCCUCUUUAAACUGCGUGAUUGGCCUAAGCCAUGCUCUUCAAUCCCACACCCAAGCAAAUUCUUGUUAAAUAAAUAUCACAGAACCUGGUAUUUAUAAAGUGCUUCCAAACCUUUUUAAACUAUCACUUGUGGCAAACAGCGUGGUAGAGGAAGAGACUUGUGUUCCUCCCCCCAGUUCUGCCACUAACUAGCUGUGUGAGCUUGGGCAAAGCACUUGACCUCUGUGGGCUUCAGCUUCCAGCACUGAGUCAGGGGCCAUCGAUUGAGGAUUAGCUUCAUGCCCAUUUUACAGCUGAGGGAACAGAGAUGUCAAUAGACAGAAGCACCUUGGCACAGACCACACAAGGCAUCUACCUGUUCCAAGAGUAUUGAUUCUGUAGAUGCUUUCAGGAGAUUCGGAAGUGCCAACGCCAUGUCCCGUACGUCCUUCCCUCCAGUCUGAGCAUCACUUCCAUCCCUGUUUGUUUUGCUGGGUGAGUCUUUUAGGCAUCUUUUCCUGCCCUGCUAGAUGGGUGGUCUCUGUGCCCAAGUGCUCUCAGCAUCACCCCACUCCACACCAUCCACGAAGCAAUGGAAUUCCUAAUGCCAGCAAAGCCCACAUCCCCCAGUCAAGUUGAUCUUUCUGAGUGUCUUCAAAUAGGAGGAAAGACCCUCAUGAUUUUUAAUUAACAAGUGACGCCCAAGAGGACACAUGUCCUCUAAGGUUUUUCUAAUCCUUCUCAUUGCGCACGUGGCAUGCAGCAGGCACAUCUGCCCUGCAGCUGGCAGGAACAGAUGCCUUGGUUCUUUGUCAUUCGGAUCACAUUGCUACUUUUCUCAUCUAUUUAUUUCUUUGUGCAUCCAGACUUUGUCACAUGAAGCCUGUUGGGGUUAAGUCAUAAGGGUUUAAUUGUGCAGAUUGCCACCUUGUGUGCCUUCCUCCGUGGUUGUCUGCAUGUUCUCUGUCAAAGAAUGCAGAGCAGACUUCCACCUAUUUAAAUACCGUUCCUUCAAAAAUACCAGACAAAUGGAAGAGGGAACACAUUGAUAAGACUUAGGCUGUGGUCCAUCAACCAGGCCCUUGGAAUAGAACAUUAAAAUCUUGCCAACUAUGAAUUUCAAAUGGCCCUAUUUGGAUAAAAAUCCAUGUGCCAGCUUCAUUCAUGCAAAAUCAGGAUGCCAAAAGAAAUUCCAUUGCUUGUUUUCAUGACAUUUACUUGCCUUUUGUUAAUAAACACAUAACCUUUCCCAAAUUAUUCUCUGGCCACACACCUUCUUCAUCACUGUUCCAAUGGUUCAUCCAUUUCUUUCUCAAAGAGUCCACCAUCCAGACUCAGAACCUGUGCAUCUCCGAGUCAAGCACGUGGAUGUUGCUUCAGAUCAAGCUUACACAGCGCUCGACAACUGCACUCCCACUGUAGGCUCCCUGCGUUGCUUUGUCUUAUGUUGGGAAGGAGGAGAGAGAGUGAGGUUUCUUUCAUUCAUACUCCUCUCCAGUCAACAUUGCCAACAGCUUAAAUAUGCAAUCGAGACUGUUUGCCACUGGGGAAAAUGAAUUGUUUGGCAGGGGAUAGUAUCUAGUGAUAGUCAUAGAGUUUAGAACUACGAAAGGGCCUGAAGGUGGCAUUCCCCUGCUCUGUGGCUUGUGACCCUAUCUAAAGUUUCAGAAUUUGAGAGUCACAAAGGAUUGUCCCUAACCCUUGGCACUGGGGUUUUCCACGUGAGCUGGUCUAAUACUCUCAGAAUGAGAAGGGAGAACCAGAAUUGCUCCCUGAAUCAGAGAAGGGGCAUCCCAUUGCAAACAUCUUUAUCACCACAACCUGACCGCAUCACCUAAACCGUCUUCCAAACAUGAGACAAAGCCGACUUUCACGAUGAUUGCCCUGCACCUACUGUCUUCCCCAGUUUCUCCCUUUCUCCCAGUCUUCUCUUCAUCCAUUCUACUUCCCCUUGGGGGAUGAAUCUAUGACAGAGGUUACUGGGGAAACAGCUCAGCAGAUUUUUAGAGACCCAGCAAAAGGCCUCACUAGGAAAUUUAUCUGUUUUAAAACAGUGCUUCCUUCCUGCCUCUGCUAAAUUGAAUGCUCAUUGUUUUUUUAAUUCUAAUGUUCAAAUCACUGCGUGCUGUAUGACUCUAGAAAGCCUUAAUUUACUACCACCAAGAAAUAAAGCAAUAUGUUGGUAAUCGA